This is a messenger RNA of Octopus bimaculoides (California two-spot octopus), 3173 nucleotides long. RefSeq names its product cGMP-dependent 3',5'-cyclic phosphodiesterase. Gene Ontology annotation, molecular function: protein binding; 3',5'-cyclic-nucleotide phosphodiesterase activity. NCBI's taxonomy places the organism in Eukaryota, Metazoa, Mollusca, Cephalopoda, Octopoda, Octopodidae. Gene Ontology annotation, biological process: signal transduction. The record is from RefSeq and is a predicted model, not a curated record.
AUUACGGGAUAAUAAACAAGUAAGAGAGAUACAGCUAAAGUUAGAUAGAGAGAGAAAGAUCAACAAAUAUGUAUCGUAUUAAGAGGACGAGGAGUGUGAGUGGAAGUAAAAGUAGCAGUGAAUGAAAGGAGUGUUGUUGUUGCUAUGCUUGUGCUACUCGGUGGUAGUUGAUGGUGGUGGAGUGUCGGUGUGUCCGAAGGUGAGUCUGCCUUGGUAUCCACACUGAACUCUAUCUUUCUACCGUCCCGUUUCUUUUGGCAGACACCACAAAUAAUAUAUAUGAACAGUCCCACAACUAACUUCCAGUGAAAAACAGAGGUUAAUUAGUGAAAAAUAAAACCCAAAAGAUGGGCAUUGUUCUAGGACAUACACUGGUAGCUACUUACCUCUAUUAUCGUAACAAAGACUGGUUUAAAUGUCGGCAGGCAGACGACAGAGUCAACGUUGGCCGCCGACAUGAAAAUAUAAACAACAGCAGCAAUAACAUGACAGAACAUCUCCAACAGGAACUUCAUGAGAGUCUGCGAGCUGUAUCAAAUAUUUCUGAGCUUAAAACUGCUUUAGGUAGUCUGCUGUCGGAUUUACUGUAUGCUACGAGUAAAAUAUGUAUAUAUUUUGAAGACAGUUUAACCGAGGAAAAAUCUGAUAUAUUGAAAGAAAACUUAGUUAGUAGAGCAUUUAGGCAAAAGAAACGGAUUAUAAGUUAUCCUACCGAUCAUUACCAUCCUGAGUAUCUCUCAAUAUCUCCCAACACAAUAUGGAAAACUGACAAUUCAGUGGUUGUGUGUUUACCUGUUCUGGGUUCUAGAGAGCAAGACAAACGUGGUGUGAUAGUAGCAGUUUGUGAUUACAUAGGAGAGGAACAGAAAGGGACAUUACAACUGAUUGAAAAUCAAAGAAAGAUGGGAUGCUUCAAAAGUCGAAGCAGAGCCAUUUCAGUGCCACUAGAAGAUGCUGUGAUCACUACAAACGCCGCUUAUAAGCGGUUAAAAUCUCAGGCGAUGGGCACGGACAAUAAAAGAGAUGCUGCAGUUCUUCAGCUCUGUGCUGAACUCUUUGAUCCUGAUGCAACAUCACUACAAUUGAAAGUCAUAAAAUAUCUACAAGAACAAACAGAUGCUGAAAUUGCAUUUUUACUUUUGAAUGAUAAGGACAACAAUGAUCUGUUUUGUCAGGUUGUCAGUGAUACAGUGCUACAGGAAGAAGUAAGAAUUGCAAAUGAAAAUGAACAUAGUACAUUUGGAGUGGCCCUUAAGGGAAAAGAACCAAUCUCUGAAAAAGACAUACCAAAUAAAAAUCUCAAAGAACUGGAAAAAUUAUUAAACAUCAGUAUCCAAACAUUUCUGUGUGUCCCAGUGAUAAGCAAAGCUGAUGAAAGCCUUAUUGCAUUGGUUUGUGUUGCUAAUAAGACGGACGGAUCAAGAUUCUGCCCUGAUGAUGUACACAUUAUCAAACAUUGUUUCAAAUAUACAGCUACAGUUCUUACAAGUACCCUAGCAUACCAAAAUGAGAGAAAGCUCAAAGAUCAAACUAAAGCACUGCUGCAGGUUGCUAGAAACUUGUUUACUCACUUGGAUGAUUUAACCAAAUUGUUAAGAGAGAUCAUGCAAGAAGCAAGAAACUUAACCCAAGCAGAAAGGUGUUCAGUGUUUUUGAUUGAUACUGAAACUGAAGAGUUGGUCGCCAAAGUAUUUGAUGGGAUUACCACUGAUAACAACGAGCCACAAUCAGAGAUUCGAUUCCCACGGUCACAUGGUAUUGCUGGUCAUGUAGCAACUAAAGGAGAACUGCUGAAUAUUCGGGAUGCAUAUUCUCACCCACUCUUUUAUCGGGUGAUCGAUGAAAAUACUGGCUUUAGGACACGAAAUAUUCUUUGCUUUCCAAUUCAAGAUGAAAAAGGUUGUGUGAUUGGAGUGGCCCAGUUAUGUAACAAGAAAACAGGCCCUUGUUUUACUGCAUUUGAUGAGGCUAUCGCUUCAGCUUUUGCUGUCUACUGUUGUAUAAGUAUUAGUCAUUCUCUUAUGUACAACAAAGUGAUAGAUUCGCAAGCCAGGAACAAUUUGAUAAAUGAACUGAUGAUGUAUCACAUGAAGGUUUCACCUGAAGAGACCAGUCAAUUGGUGUGUGAAACUGAUACAUUAACUGAUUUCUCUCUGGAUUUUGAUAAAUUCUCCUUUGCUCCUCGCUGGGUACCCGAAAAUGACACUUGUAAGGCUGUCGCCUUUAUGUUUGAAGAUUUAGGCUUCACCACCCGAUGGCGUAUUAGAAGAGAUUCUUUAGUGAGAUUCAUAUUAAUGGUCAAGAAAGGCUAUCGCAACCCUCCUUAUCACAACUGGAUUCAUGCGUUCUCAGUGGCUCAUUAUGCUUACGUCAUGGUAAAAAAUGCACGGUUACAUGAAUAUUUGGAUGAAUUGGAAAUAUUUGCUCUUUUUGUAUCCUGUUUAUGCCAUGACAUUGACCACAGGGGAACCAACAACUCCUUCCAAGUAGCUUCACAAUCUGUGCUAGCUGCUCUUUACAGUUCUGAAGGCUCAGUAAUGGAGAGACAUCAUUUUGCUCAAUCAAUGUGUAUUUUGAACACAGAGGGUUGUAAUAUAUUUGAAAACUUACCCAGCAAGCAAUACACCAGAGUGUUAGACUUGAUGAGGGAUAUUAUCCUUGCCACAGAUUUGGCUCAUCAUCUUCGGAUUCUGAAAGAUCUUGAAAAGAUGGUCACAGAAGGGUACGAUAAAAAUAGUCGUAAGCAUCACAAAAUGUUACUCUGUCUACUGAUGACAUCCUGUGACUUAUCUGACCAAACCAAGUGUUGGGGAGUGACUAAACAUAUCGCUGGACUGAUUUACCAGGAAUUCUUCUCUCAGGGUGACCUUGAGAAAGCUCUGGGUCACAAACCAAUUGAAAUGAUGGACCGAGAGCGUGCUAAGAUCCCAGAACAACAAAUUAGUUUUCUAGAUAAUAUUGCUUUGCCAGUUUUCAAUGUUCUAGCAAGAAUGUUUAGUGAAUGUAAAGAGUGUGAAGAAGCCGUGUAUGCCAACCGGCACCGCUGGGAGAGGAUCUGUCAGGUGCUUAAGGACCGUGACCGAAUGCCGAUUGAUGAAGUUCUUGCCCUGGAUUUUGACAGUAAUGGAGAUAUUAUAGGAUUAAAUAAGUAGAUCAACAUCACAACAUAUAUA